This is a messenger RNA of Rotaria sordida, 213 nucleotides long. The record is from the annotation of a GenBank genome assembly. NCBI's taxonomy places the organism in Eukaryota, Metazoa, Rotifera, Eurotatoria, Philodinida, Philodinidae.
AUGAACAAAUUAAAUAAAAAUCAUCCUCGUGAAAAUUCAUUUAUGAAAUUUGAACUUCGCCAUAAUCAAACAUUUACAAUUUGUUUACACGAUGAAAUUAUUAGAAUUGAACAAAAGAUUCACACGCAAGUGCAUUAUAGUAGCGAUUGUCGUGGUGAUCGCACUCGUGUUUUUCUCUGUUUGUCUGUGGCGACUGCUGCGACGACAGCAUAG